AUGUCUAAAGUUGAAGCGCUGAGAGCUUUGGUGAAUCUGCGGCUAAACGCUGCGGCUGAGGAGAUAUUUGCGCUUUUUGAAAGAACCAUAGCGGAAUAUGAGGAGGAAGUGCGGAGAUCUAAAGCGGAGAACCAGAGAAAACACGAGCCCAAAGUCCUGCUCAUAUUCAAGAGUCCCUCUGCCAGCCCCGGACUGAUCCAGGGACUAAAGCAUCAGGGGGACAGCACACAGUGUCCACAGGUUAGACACGAGACACAGGAGCCAGAGACAGAGGAGCCAGAGGACACACGGGAGACAGAGGAACAGAGCGUCAAACAGGAGGACGAACCACUGCCUGUCUCACUGUCCAGAGUCUGUGAGAAGACCAGAGAGUCCUCGUUUCAGCCAGGACAGACUGAGAACAGAGAGGAGACACGGGGACAGGACACACGGGAACAAGAGACAUGGGGACCUGACGCAUGGAGACGGGACACAUGGAGACAGCACGCACAGAGACUGUUGACAGGGGGACAGGACGCACGAGGACAAGAGAUACAGGGACAGGACACGAGCGCAGCUACACAUUUACAGCUAAAGACAGAGAGAGACACGGGCAUGUCUUCUGCCUCUGACCUUGAGGAGGACUGGACGGCUCCUUUAAGCUGCUCGGACGCACAGAUGGACACCGAGGCUUUUGGACACAGCAACCACCAAGUCCACAUCGGAGACACGGCCGCAGAAGACUCGGAUCUGUCCCCUGAACCGCGAACGAGUGGAGACGUGUCAAAGAGGAAGAAACACCAGUGCUAUUUUUGUCAGAAAAUAUUCAAGUCCAAAAAGGGAUUACAAAGACACAUUCGAAUCCACACGGGGGACAAACCUUACAGCUGUCCAGUCUGUGACCGGAGGUUUGCUCAGUUGUCCGGCCUCACGGUGCAUAAAAGAACUCACACACAGGAGCAACCUUACAGCUGUUCAGUUUGUAUGAAGAAGUUCUCCCAAAGCUGUAAUCUGCAGAGACACAUGAGAAUCCACACGGGCGAGCGUCCUUACAGCUGCCCCGUCUGCAAGAAAGGAUUUAUUCUUAAACUCUCACGGGACAGACACGUGGGGACGCACAGCAAACAGAAACCCUCAGAUCACAUUAAAAAACGACGAAGUAAAAAGACUAAGGACAAAACCCCACAAACGAUGGACGUCCCGAUGUGUGACGUGUGAUUUAAG
Periophthalmus magnuspinnatus is the source of this 1203-nucleotide messenger RNA. Its product is annotated as zinc finger protein 184-like. Gene Ontology annotation, biological process: regulation of transcription by RNA polymerase II. The record is from RefSeq and is a predicted model, not a curated record. Gene Ontology annotation, molecular function: DNA-binding transcription factor activity, RNA polymerase II-specific; RNA polymerase II cis-regulatory region sequence-specific DNA binding. The coding region runs from base 1 to 1197 and encodes 398 amino acids. NCBI's taxonomy places the organism in Eukaryota, Metazoa, Chordata, Actinopteri, Gobiiformes, Gobiidae. The transcript has a single exon.